AGAAAGAGAGAGAAAGAGAAGAAAAUGGGAAUUUAAAAAAAGGGAAACCGCAUCGCUCACGUUCUCCUCUCGACAACCAAAAAUCCGUCGUCACUUCCCACACAACAUUCCUCUCAUUCUACUUUUUCAGCAAAAAGAAGAACAAAAAAACAGAGAGAGAAAAUCAGAAGAAAAAUGGGCGACCCAUUACACUCCAAUUCAUCUUCAUCUUCAUCUUCAUCUUCAUCUUCAUCUUCUUCAUCUCCGCCAUCAUCUUCUUCAUCUUCACUUCCAUUUUCUCCGUCUUCUUCCUCGCCUUCGUUCGCCGAUCGCGUCCUCGCCCCUCUCGGAUUCGCCCUCCUGGUCCUCCUCGUCGCGGUCAUCUCCUACUCCUUCGCCCGCCGCCGCCGCCGCGCCGCCGCUCGCUCCCUCCGCCCCGGCGCCUCCCCCCCCGCCGACCCCGACGACGACGACGACGAGGAGGAGCCCGCGGGGGCCGCCGACGCCGGCCUCAGCGAGGCCACGAUCCUCAGCUACCCGAAUCUCCUCUACUCGAGCGCGAAGCCCCGGCGGGCGGGGAAAUCCAGCGAGUCCUGCUGCUCGAUCUGCCUGGCGGACUACGGCGACAGCGACAUGCUGAGGCUGCUGCCGCAGUGCGGCCACUACUUCCACCUCAAGUGCCUGGACCCGUGGCUGAAGCUCCACUCCUCGUGCCCGAUCUGCAGGAAGUCGCUGAUCGGCCCGUGACGGCGGCUUGUUCGCCGGAAUCGGAGGUGUGCGGCUCCGAUUCCUAGGGUUCCAGCUCCAGCGCCGUCGAUUCAAUCUGCAUCGGACCUUGGGGAUCCAGCUGAAGUGACCCAACCAAUGGCGGCGGAUGCCCACCCGACCCGACCCGACCCGACCAAUCCAGUCAAGGCCGAUAGAAGAAAGAGAAUAUUUCCCGUUUUGAAAUCUGAACUUUUGGGGGAAAUAUAUGGAAAUAUUUUUGGUAAUGAAUUUACAACGAAAAUUUAUCAAUGAAAGCUGGAAGAUUUUGUGAUGGCAA
Eucalyptus grandis is the source of this 1024-nucleotide messenger RNA. Its product is annotated as RING-H2 finger protein ATL67-like. Lineage: Eukaryota; Viridiplantae; Streptophyta; Magnoliopsida; Myrtales; Myrtaceae. The transcript has a single exon. The record is from RefSeq and is a predicted model, not a curated record. Bases 175 to 726 code for a protein of 183 amino acids.